CUUACGGAUAACAGCGAGCGAACAAGAUGGCUACCAUUCCUUCCACGAUGAAAGCUCUUGUGAAGACAAAGGAGGCGGUAUCAUUUGAUCUACAGGAUGUACCCGUCCCCGAGCCGACAGGGGACGAGGUAUUGAUCAAGGUGGAUGCAGUAUCGGUGUGCGGCUCCGACAUCAACAUGUACACGUGGAACGAUGUGGCCAAAGUCAUAGCAACCAUACCGUUUACGCCCGGUCACGAGUGCGCAGGUACGGUAGUCAAGUGUGGACCAGACGCUAACAUACCAGUCGGCAGCAAAGUCGGGGUCGAGAACCAUUACUUCUGUGGCGCGUGCUACCAGUGCACGCAUGACACCCGCGAAAUAUGUCUCAACAUGGGCCAGUUUGGACACGGAAGACAAACCCCGUAUGGGGGAUGUUCCGAGUACACAAUAGUUCCUGCCAAGUUUUUGUAUGUACUCUCGCGAUCUCUGACACCUGACCAGAUCGCAAUGUUGGAGCCUCUUGGUGUCGCCCACAACGCGGUCGAACGGCUGGAUUGUAAGGGCGAAGAUGUAUUAGUUAUUGGCUGUGGGGCCGUGGGUAUCCUCGCACAGAAAGUCGCCAUAUCUAUGGGUGCCAAAAGAAUAAUUGCAGCAGACAUUGACGAAGAGAAACUCAAGUUUGCUAAAGAAAUGGGCGCAGAUGUAACUGUCAACACCAAGGAAUGCAACCUAAAGGAGUUUAUUAAAUCGUUCACUGGAGGUGUCGGUAUGGGACGUAUCUGUGAAUGCAGUGGUGCUGCUGUUAUGGUAAAUGCUACCUUCCCUAUGCUGAGGAAAGGAGGACAGCUGGUGCUCGUCGGGCUUCCUAAACAGCCUCUACACGUGGAAAAUGUACUGCAAGACGUGGUAUUCAAGGCGAUGACUUUGAAGACAGUACACGGUCGUCGGAUAUACCAUACUUGGCGCGAAACCGAGGCUCUGGUGGGAGACGGUAAGGUUGACGUAGACCAAGUCGUCACACAUCGCUUCCCAAUGACGCAGUUUGAAGACGCAUUCAAAGUACUUAUGGCCGGUCAAGCGUGCAAGAUAGUACUUUACCCUUCUCAGUAGUAUACGGAUAUUUCCGAGUUGUUCUUCACUUUACCUCAACAUUACAAGCACGUCGUCUUUGAAAUCGGGAUCUGUAUGUCAGACUCCUGGAGAAAAGAAAAUAAUUGUAUCCAAUUGGUUAAAAUUUGCUGAUGUCCAAAUAAGGAUCGUUUCAAAUUAUUCGUAUAAUAUGAUAAUUAUUUAUGCAAUGGAUAUAAAUUCAAUAUUCUAUCAUAAAAAUGGCUUCGGAAUAUUAUAUAUAAGUUUAUGUAAUAAAUCUAAGGUAUUUAAUCAGUAACCAAUGCAUUUACUUACUUGAUAUUGUUAUAGGAAUGGGUCUUGUGAUAAGUAAUUACACUUAUUUACACGUAGUCCGAACUUAAUGUAUGCAGGGAUUUUAUCAGGGUAUUUACUGUACACUCGCUGUAAGUAUACUAACUGCCAUUUAGCCGGUUAUGAACCGUACAGAUUAUCCUAUUUAGCUAUAUAUUUAUGUUAUGUGAAACCAAUUGUAAUUCCUAUCUGUUGAUCCUUGUGUAAAUAAACCAAUGCUAAUCAUA
Molecule: messenger RNA, 1630 nt
Organism: Ylistrum balloti
Lineage: Eukaryota; Metazoa; Mollusca; Bivalvia; Pectinida; Pectinidae
Product: L-threonine 3-dehydrogenase-like
Exons: 5
Coding region: 27-1091 (354 amino acids)
Molecular function (GO): oxidoreductase activity; zinc ion binding
Source: RefSeq, a predicted model, not a curated record